UUCUUGUUGAUGUUAAAAAGCUGUCAUAUGUCAGAUAUUAAUUAAACCGUGAUUAUGAUAUUUUGAUAACAUUAUAUCAUUUUUACUUAUCAAACGUGUCGGUUGUGGUGCUACAUGUUAUAAUAAUACGUAUAGUUUAAUAUAUACUUGAUUGGCGCACGGCAACUCACUGCGUGUUUGUCGGCGCAAUGGAGUACUGUCCACCAAACGUGACCUUGACUGAAAUUUGGGUGGAUCAUGGAAUAUCGCAAUGCUUUAUGGAAACGGCUUCUGCCGUUUUCAUUGGAGGAUUUCUACUCGCGUUUGGCACGUUCCAAAUAGUUAUGUAUAAACGAUAUGCUAUGGAAGUGGUUGAUAUCAGACCAUCAAAGUGGUUUGCUGUACAGUUGUUUUUCACUUUAUUUAUACCUGUUUUAGCUGUGAUAAGAUUCCUUUUACAAGCAUUUGUUUUUAAAGGAGGGCAUAUUUAUGGUUAUAUGAUUUUAGCUUUAGUGGUUACCUUAGUUGUGUUUCCGUUAUCAGCUUAUUUAGCGGUAUUAGAAAGAAGUUACCUGUUACCAUCUCUACCUCCCAGAGCCCAUGGAUUUGUGCUACUUAUUUUUUGGGCUAUGAUAUUUGUGUCAGAAAACUUAUCAUUCUUGAAUCUUAAUAAGAAAGGAUGGUGGUGGCAUCUCAGAGAUUUACAAGAUCGUUUGGAGAUGUCUCUAUUUGUUGGAAGAUAUGUUUCAUGUAUGAUCAUGUUUAUUCUUGGAAUGAAAGCUCCAGGCAUUCAGCAUCCAUUUGAAUAUCUAGAUAAUGAUAAUGGUAUUCAGCGCAAUAUUCCGCCCAGGGACGACAACAGAUCGACGUUCCGCAAUGUAUUCGGCAAGCUGCGUACGCUUCUGCCGUUUCUGUGGCCGCGCAAAUCUCUGCAGCUGCAGUUCUACGUGAUGAUAUGUAUACUGGCCUUGGUCGCUGGACGAGCUAUCAACCUUUAUGUACCCAUUUAUAAUAAGAAAAUAGUGGAUAGUUUGGCAGUGCCCCAGUCGUAUCGAUGGGAUCUGGUCGUGAUAUAUGUGUUCUUCAAGUUUCUGCAAGGCGGCGGCACUGGGGGUAUGGGAUUCUUGAAUAAUCUCCGAUCAUUUCUAUGGAUUAAAGUGCAACAGUACACCACAAGAGAGCUGCAGCUAGAGCUUUUCAGGCAUCUUCACGAUUUGCCUCUGAAAUGGCACUUAUCUCGCAAGACCGGCGAAGUGCUGCGAGUGAUGGACCGAGGCACGGAUUCCAUAGACAAUCUCCUCUCAUACAUUUUGUUCUCUAUAACACCAACUCUUGUUGAUAUUGUGGUCGCUGUUGUGUACUUCAUCACACAAUUCAAUGUUUGGUUCGGACUUAUUGUAUUCUCCACUAUGGUACUUUAUAUUGUUGUGACAAUAAUGGUGACGGAAUGGCGUACGAAGUUCCAGCGGCGAAUGAACUUGGCCGAUAACGAACAGAAAGCGCGCUCUGUUGAUUCCCUCUUGAAUUACGAAACUGUGAAAUACUACGGCGCGGAAGGGUACGAGGUUGUGUCCUAUAGAGAAGCGAUUGUUAAUUAUCAAAGAGAAGAAUUCAAAUCCCUAAUAACUUUAAACAUGUUAAAUACGUUGCAAAAUAUUAUAAUUUGUGGAGGUCUAUUGGCUGGGUCGCUUUUGGCUGUUUACAUGGUGGUCAAAACUUAUGAGUUGACAGUCGGUGAUUACGUACUGUUCGCUUCUUAUAUCGUACAAUUGUACGUACCGCUUAACUGGUUCGGCACUUAUUAUAGAGCUAUCCAAAAGAACUUCGUGGACAUGGAGAACAUGUUCGAGCUGAUGCGCGUAGACUCGGACGUGUGUGACGCGCCGGGUGCGCCCGAGCUGGCGGUGCGGCGCGGCGGUGUCGAGUUCAAGCACGUCAGCUUCGGCUACGGACCCGAGCGGCUCGUCCUCAGCAACGUCAGCUUCCGCGUCGCACCAGGAUCUACUGUCGCAUUGGUAGGACCAAGUGGUGCAGGUAAAUCGACAGUAAUGCGACUGCUGUUCCGCUUCUACGAUGUGAACGAGGGCGCGGUGCUGGUGGACGGACAGGACGUGCGCAGCGUCACGCAGGCCUCGCUGCGCAGGAACAUCGGUGUCGUGCCCCAGGAUACUGUGCUCUUUAAUAACACUGUCAGAUACAACAUCCAAUAUGGACGACUAAACGCGCCGACCUCUGACGUCAUAGCUGCCGCCAAGAAUGCUGACAUUCACGACAGGAUCCUAACAUUCCCAGACGCUUACGAUACUCAGGUGGGAGAGAGAGGGCUGCGCCUGAGCGGCGGCGAGAAGCAGAGGAUAGCGAUAGCGCGUACGCUGCUGAAGGACCCCGCCAUAGUGCUGCUGGACGAGGCCACCUCUGCGCUCGACACCAACACGGAGAGGAACAUACAGGCUGCACUGGCCCGCGUUUGCGCAAACCGGACGACACUGAUCAUAGCACAUCGGCUGUCCACUAUCAUACACGCUGAUGAGAUCCUCGUUCUCAAGGAGGGAGAGAUCAUUGAGAGGGGCAAUCACGAAGCGUUAUUAGCACAAAGCGGUUUCUACGCGACGAUGUGGCAACAACAGUUGGAGAAUCGCAACUCUGAGGCCAACAAUAAUAACAACAACAACACAGAAGCCCCGCCCCCACAGAAUGCUUUGCCCAUGUUCGGUCACGGACACGGCCACGGACACUAGAUAGGCAAUAGGCAAUAUUUAGGGUCGCAACCCACUUGCACUUACUUACCAUUUUUAAUAAGAUAUUAAGAUUCGAUGAAUCGUUAAAUUAGUUUUAUAAAACUUUAUAUACUUCUUGUAAAUUAUAAAUUUAAGUCACAACUUUGCAUCUGUGAUCAAAAAGAAUCGACAUUAUACAUUUUAUAGACGUUUAGCUUUGGAUUUUUUUUGAUACAUGUAAAUUAAAAUUUGCAUAAAAUAAUA
Messenger RNA from Papilio xuthus (Asian swallowtail), 2960 nucleotides. It is a transcript of the gene Hmt-1, whose product is annotated as ABC transporter ATP-binding protein/permease Hmt-1. Lineage: Eukaryota; Metazoa; Arthropoda; Insecta; Lepidoptera; Papilionidae. Gene Ontology annotation, cellular component: vacuolar membrane. The transcript is spliced from 17 exons. Gene Ontology annotation, biological process: heme transport; transmembrane transport. Gene Ontology annotation, molecular function: ATP binding; ATP hydrolysis activity; heme binding. Bases 189 to 2717 code for a protein of 842 amino acids. The record is from RefSeq and is a predicted model, not a curated record.